GACAGAGUUGUCAAGGCUGGUCGAGUCUGGCAUAAGUUGAAAACUCUUUUCUCUCUCUCCGUUUUGUUUUUCAGAUCCAGAGGGGCUACACGGACAGAGGGGCUCCGUGAGAAGAUGGGAGUCUCCACUCAGUUGGGUUUACUUCUCUGGAAAAACUUCACGUACCGUCGGAGACAGACGAUCCAGCUGCUGAUUGAGAUAAUCUGGCCUCUGUUCAUCUUCUUCAUCCUCAUCUCAGUCAGACUGCACUAUCCUCCCUACGAACAGCAUGAAUGUCACUUCCCUAACAAAGCCAUGCCAUCAGCGGGCACCCUGCCCUGGGUACAGGGCAUUAUCUGCAAUGCCAACAACCCCUGUUUCCGCUACCCCACCCCCGGCGAAGCCCCCGGUGUGGUGGGCAACUUUAACGACUCCAUCAUUUCCCGCCUCUUCACUGACGCCAAGAAGAUCCUCCUCUACAGUCAAAAUGACAAGAGCUUCGAGGCCUUCAAGGGACUCGUCCGCGCCUUACGGAAACUCCAGAGGAAUACCGCUGGUUUCAAACUGAAGGACUUUCUGCGCGAUAACGAGACCCUGUCUGUGUUUCUGGAGAGAAACGCCAGCUUAUCCCAGCAUGCCGUGCAGCAGAUUGUGGAGGCUGAUGUCAAUCUGGAAAAGGUGCUGAUUAAGGGUUUUGGCGUCCAUCUUAAAGAUCUCUGCAACUCCACGUCAUUGGAGGAGUUUGUCACCAUCGCAGAUAAAAGCGUGUCCAGUCUGACUCAGGAAAUCAUCUGCCAGUCGCCCAGCGAUUGGCUGAACCGGGCGGAAAACCACUUCCUUUCCAACCUGGACUUCCUCAAACCCAUCAGGAAGGAUGUUAAGUCUGAUCCCAAGGUCGUACAGGACGUUUCUAUAGCAACAGACAGCCUGUUGGAGAAUUUGGGAUCCCUGGCAGUGGAGCUGGCGAGUAUGAAGAGUUGGCGUGACAUGCGGAAUGAGAUUCUGUACCUGACGGCCAAUGCCACCCGUUCCCCCAGUCACAUGUAUCAGGCCGUGUCUCGUAUCGUCUGUGGGCACCCGGAGGGGGGCGGCCUGAAAAUCAAAUCCCUCAACUGGUACGAAGACAACAACUACAAGGCGCUGUUCGGCAACCAAGACAACGAAAACGAGGAUGAACCCACCCCCUUCUACGAUAACUCGUCCACGCCGUACUGUAAUAAUCUGAUGAGGAACCUGGAAUCCAGUCCCAUCUCACGCAUGAUCUGGCGAGCGCUCAAGCCCCUCCUGAUCGGAAAAAUCCUCUACACGCCUGACACCCCCGCCACUCAGAGAAUCAUCCAAGAGGUGAAUAAGACGUUUCAGGAGCUGGGAAUUCUGAGAGAUUUGGGGGGAAUGUGGGAGGAGAUGCGACCCAAAAUCUGGAACUUCAUGGAGAACAGUGAAGAGAUGGAUUUAGUCAGGACUCUGCUCCAAAACAACGCCAGUGCUGGUUUCAUUAACGCCAAGCUGAGUGGCACGGACUGGAGGGCUGAAGACAUCUCCAGAUUCCUGUCCAAGGCGUCUACAGACACACGCCCGUCUGGGACUGCCAUCACCUGGAGGGAAGUAUUCAACGAAACGGACCAGGCCAUACUCACCAUAUCACGAUUUAUGGAGUGCGUGAACCUCGAUAAACUGGAGCCGGUGGCUAACGAGGAACGGCUGGUGAAUAAGUCCAUGCGUCUGCUGGACGACAGCAAGUUCUGGGCUGGAAUAGUGUUUCCGGACAUGCAGCCCAACGCCUCCGAGGUCCCGCCAAACCUCAGCUACAAAAUCCGCAUGGACAUUGACAACGUGGAACGUACCAACAAGAUCAAAGACGGGUAUUGGGACCCCGGUCCUAGGGCUGAUCCGUUCGAGGACCUGCGCUAUGUUUGGGGCGGGUUCUCCUAUCUGCAGGACAUUAUCGAACACGGCAUUAUUCGAGCACUGACAGGAAGCAAGGAGAAAAUGGGCGUGUACAUCCAGCAGAUGCCGUACCCCUGCUACGUGGACGACAUUUUCCUGCGUGUGAUGAGCCGCUCGAUGCCCUUGUUCAUGACGCUGGCGUGGAUGUACUCUGUGGCCAUCAUCAUCAAGGGUGUGGUCUACGAGAAAGAGGCCCGCCUCAAAGAGACCAUGAGGAUUAUGGGAUUGGACAACGGGAUACUGUGGCUCAGCUGGUUCAUCAGCAGUCUGAUCCCACUGCUCAUCAGCGCCGCCCUGCUGGUGCUCAUACUCAAGAUGGGUAACCUGUUGCCCUACAGUGACCCGGGCGUGGUCUACCUGUUCCUGGCCUCGUUCGCCGUGGUAACCAUCAUGCAGUGUUUCCUCAUCAGCACGCUGUUCUCUCGUGCCAACCUGGCGGCGGCCUGCGGCGGAAUCAUCUACUUCACGCUGUACCUGCCCUACGUGCUGUGUGUGGCCUGGCAGGACUACGUGGGCUUCGGCGCCAAAGUGGUGGUGAGUCUGUUAUCUCCUGUGGCGUUCGGGUUCGGCUGUGAGUACUUCGCCCUGUUUGAGGAGCAGGGAGUGGGGAUCCAGUGGAGUAACCUCCUCUCCAGCCCCAUGCAGGAGGACAGCUACAGCCUGACCACCUCCAUCACGCUCAUGCUGUUCGACGCCGUUCUUUACGCUCUCAUGACCUGGUACAUCGAGGCCGUCUUCCCAGGCCAGUAUGGAAUCCCUAGGCCAUGGUAUUUCCCCUUCACGAAGUCUUACUGGUGUGGAGAGAGGUGUGGAUUGCUGACGCCGGAAACCAGUGACAAGAAGAGCAAUGCGGAUGCGGUGUGUAUCGAGGAGGAGCCAGCCCACCUGCAGCCUGGUGUUUACAUCGAGAACCUGGUGAAGGUUUACAGCCACGGCAACAAGCUGGCCGUGGACGGACUGACUCUGGGCUUUUACGAGGGUCAGAUCACCUCGUUCCUGGGCCACAACGGAGCUGGAAAAACGACCACCAUGUCCAUCCUGACCGGCCUGUUUCCCCCGACGUCAGGUACAGCUUACAUCCUAGGCAAAGACAUCCGGACGGAUCUCAACACCAUCCGUCAGAACCUGGGCGUCUGUCCGCAACACAACGUCCUCUUCAGCAUGCUGACGGUGGAGGAACACAUCUGGUUCUACGCCCGGCUGAAAGGCCUUCCCGAGGAUAAGGUCAAAUCCGAAAUGGAGCAGAUAGCGAUGGACCUUGGCUUGCCACACAAACGCAAAUCUCGCACCAACCAGCUCUCUGGGGGAAUGCAGAGGAAACUAUCUGUGGCUCUGGCCUUUGUCGGAGGGUCAAAGGUUGUCAUUCUGGAUGAGCCCACUGCCGGUGUAGAUCCCUACUCUCGACGAGGCAUCUGGGACCUCCUCCUGAAAUACCGCCAAGGUCGCACGAUCAUCCUUUCCACCCAUCACAUGGAUGAGGCUGACAUCCUGGGUGACCGGAUCGCCAUAAUCUCUCACGGGAAGCUCUGCUGUGUCGGCUCCUCCCUCUUCCUGAAGACGCAGCUGGGCACGGGCUACUACCUUACGCUGGUCAAAAGAGACUUCGAUCUGUCCCUCAGCUCCUGCAGGAACUCCAGCAGUACCGUCGCCUAUGUCAAGAAGGAGGACAGUGUCUCAGAGAGCAGCUCUGAUGCUGGUCUGGGCAGUGACCAUGAGAGCGAGACCACAACCAUCGACGUUUCCCUGAUCUCCAAUCUGAUCUUCAAGCACGUUCCCGACGCCAGGCUGGUGGAGGACCUGGGACACGAGCUCAGCUACGUGCUGCCAUACGAGUCAGCCAAGGCUGGAGCCUUCGUCGAGCUCUUCCACGAAAUCGACGACCGCCUCACGGACCUCGGCAUCUCCAGCUACGGCAUCUCGGACACGACUCUCGAAGAGAUUUUCCUCAAAGUGGCUGAAGACAACGGAGUGGAUGCAGAGACGUCUGACGGCACAAUCCCAUCCCGUAGAAACCGCCGGCAUGCGUUUGGAGACCAUCAGAGCUGCCUGCGGCCGUUCACCGAAGAUGACGGUUUUGACUUCAACGAUUCAGAAGGUGAUCCAGAGUCCCGGGAGACGGACUGGCUGGGUGGGACCGACGGGAAAGGCUCGUACCAGGUGAAAGGUUGGAGUCUGAAGAGACAGCAGUUCGUGGCGUUGCUGUGGAAACGCUUCCUGUACGCUCGACGGUCCAGAAAGGGAUUCUUUGCUCAGAUUGUCCUGCCUGCUGUGUUCGUCUGUAUCGCCCUGGUCUUCAGCCUCAUCGUUCCACCGUUUGGGAAAUAUCCCAGUCUGGCACUGGAACCCAGCAUGUAUGAAGAACAGUUCAGCUUCAUCAGCAAUGAUGCCCCCGAAGACGCAAAAACGAACAAGUUACUGGGAGCAUUGACAGACAGCCCUGUGUACAGAGAACGCUGCACAGAGGGAGAGGCGUCACGCGGUGGCUCCUGUUCGAUCGGAGACGAAGACUGGGUUAUUCCUGAGGUUCCACAUACUGUUCACGACAUGUUCCUCAGAGGGAACUGGUCCAUGGAAAACCCAUCUCCGCUGUGUGAAUGCAGCUGCGAAGGACGGAAAAAGAUGCUUCCAGAAUGUCCUCCGGGAGCAGGUGGUCUGCCCCCUCCACAGAUUAAAGUCACCUCUACAGAGACUCUUCAGAAUCUCUCGGGUCGAAACAUAUCUGACUACCUGGUGAAAACGUACGCUCAGAUUAUUGGAAAAAGCUUGAAGAACAAGCUUUGGGUUAACGAAUUCAGGUAUGGUGGAUUCUCAUUGGGUGCUCGCAGCUCACAGGCCCUGCCCCCUGAGAAGGAGAUCAGCGAUGCCAUCUCUCACAUUCGGAGUCGGUUCAGUUUGCAGGCGGGUAGUGCAGCUGACCGUUUCCUGGGAAGUCUUUCGGGCUUCAUACAUAGCCUGGACACAAAGAACAAUGUCAAGAUCUGGUUUAAUAACAAAGGCUGGCACAGCAUUGGUGCUUUCCUCAAUGUGAUGAACAAUGGCAUCCUGCGUGCCAACCUGCCCGCCAGUCAGGAUCGUGGCAAGUUUGGCAUCACCGCAUACAACCACCCGCUAAAUCUCACCAAGGAGCAGCUCUCCCAGGUGGCACUCAUGACCACUUCAGUGGACGUACUGGUGUCCAUCUGCGUCAUCUUCGCCAUGUCCUUCGUCCCAGCCAGUUUCGUGGUCUUCCUCAUCCAGGAGCGAGUGAGCAAAGCCAAGCACAUGCAGUUUAUCAGCGGUGUUCAGCCAUUCCUGUACUGGCUUGCCAACUUCGUCUGGGAUAUGUGCAACUACAUCGUCCCGGCAACGCUAGUCAUCAUCAUCUUCGUCUGCUUCCAACAAGAGGCUUACGUGUCCUCCACCAACCUGCCUGUGCUGGCUCUGCUGUUACUGCUUUACGGGUGGUCCAUAACGCCGCUGAUGUACCCAGCGUCCUUCUUCUUUAAGAUUCCCAGUACAGCGUACGUGGUUCUGACCAGCGUCAACAUCCUCAUCGGUAUCAACGGCAGCGUCUCCACCUUCGUGCUCGAGCUGUUCGGAAGCAACGAGAUCGGUGGUAUUAAUGACGUGCUGAAAAACGUGUUUCUGAUCUUCCCUCAUUUCUGCCUGGGAAGAGGACUGAUCGACAUGGUGAAGAACCAGGCCAUGGCCGACGCCCUGGAGAGAUUCGGAGAGAACCGGUUCCGUUCCCCUCUGGCGUGGGACAUGGUGGGAAAGAACCUGUUUGCCAUGGCGGUGGAGGGCGUGGUCUUCUUCUGCAUCACCGUUCUUAUCCAAUACCGCUUCUGCAUCAAGGCCAGAUCUGUCAAUACCAAGCUCAAGCCGAUUGGUGAAGAGGAUGAGGAUGUGGCCAGAGAGAGGCAGAGGAUUCUGGGUGGAGGAGGACAGAGUGACAUCCUGGAGCUCAGACAGCUCACCAAGGUGUACAAGCGGAAACAGAAGCCGGCAGUGGAUCGGCUGUGUGUUGGCAUUCCCCCAGGGGAGUGUUUUGGGCUGUUGGGUGUGAACGGCGCUGGAAAAACCAGCACCUUUAAAAUGCUUACGGGAGACUCAGUGGUCACCAGUGGAGAGGCUUACCUGGCCGGGAAGAGCGUUUUGACCGAAAUCGACGAAGUCCACCAGAACAUGGGUUACUGCCCUCAGUUUGACGCCAUUAACGACCUGCUCACUGGCCGGGAGCACCUGGAGUUUUACGCCAUCUUGCGCGGCGUUCCGGAGAAGGAAGUGUGUGAGGUGGCCGAGUGGGGCAUUCGGAAGCUGGGAUUGGUGAAGUACGUGGACAAAAAUGCCGGAAGCUACAGCGGCGGGAACAUGAGGAAACUCUCCACGGCCAUGGCGCUGAUCGGAGGACCUCCCGUCGUCUUCCUGGACGAGCCGACCACGGGGAUGGAUCCGAAAGCCCGCCGGGCCCUGUGGAACUGCAUCCUCAGCAUCAUUAAAGAGGGGCGCUCUGUCGUUCUCACCUCACACAGUAUGGAGGAGUGUGAGGCUCUCUGCACACGUAUGGCCAUCAUGGUCAACGGCCGAUUCCGCUGCCUGGGCAGCGUUCAGCACUUAAAGAACAGGUUCGGUGAUGGAUACACCAUCAUCCUGCGUGUGGGUGGCACAGAGCCACAGCUGGAGCCGGUGAUGAAGUUCAUCGAGAGGGAGCUGCCGGGCAGCACGCUGAAGGAGAGGCACCGAAACAUGCUCCAGUACCAGCUCCCCUCCUCUCUCAGCUCCCUCGCUCGCAUCUUCAGCAUCCUGGCCAAGAACAAGGAGCAGCUCCACAUCGAGGACUACUCCGUCUCACAGACCACGCUAGACCAAGUAUUUGUAAAUUUUGCCAAGGACCAAAGUGACGAGGACCACAUUAAGGACAUUUCCAUUCACAAAGGCGAUGCAGUAGUGGACUUUUCUCAACUCAACGCCUUCCUUGAAGACGAAAAAGCCAAGGAGACCUGCGUGUGAUCGGGCACCGUCACCACCGACGAAGGGGUGGAUGCCUUUUGAAUGACUGAAUUGAGUUUUUUUUUGUACUUUUUUUUUAGUUCUUUUUAAUAUUUUCAGUUGCGUGCGUGUCCACAAGGGGGCACUAGAACUAAAGCACACUACUGAAACGAAACUCAAUGCAAAUCAAUGCAAAAAAAAUGAAAAAGAAAAAAAAAUCCACUAAGGUGCCAGCGAACGUGAGCCUGGAGCCUCUUUGCUUGGCCGAAAUGAUAGCAAACGAAAAACUUGAAGCUACUUAGUGCCACUUGCAGUGCCGUUCAUUCGUCACGGUGAAUGCCAGAUCAUGGACAGCUCAGUGAAGUGUGUCUUCAAUCAGAUCACUGCCAACACCAAACAAGUCAUUCAGGGGUUUCAACACAUCUCUUUCUUCAAGUGCAAAAUUCAAAAUCACAAUCAUUCUCAUGGAAAAUCAGAUCCUCAGAGAAGUCCUAGCGAACUUUUGGUUUUUAAAUACACUUCGACAAUACACACACAAAAGGAUUAUUUUUUUAACUUGCUACGUGAAAUGAAUGUGUCACUAUUGUUGUCAAAGUUCGGUGCCUGGUUAACGGUUUUUAGUCAACACUCCAGUGACACAGAAAUUGGAUCAAUAUAUAACCCUGGUCAAGACUGAAGAAGAGAGAGAACACUUUACGCUGACGAAAUAUCAAAUGUCAGGGUUAAAGAACUGUGACAGUCUAGUAUGUGCAGUGUAAAUGUCUACUGUAAUGGCAGAUGGGGGGGGGGGAUUGUGACUAUUGUUCAUAGCGGGUUUCUCUGGAGUAUGUGGGGGGGGUUUUCUGCAUGCUAAUCAUUAAAACCACAUACUGGAACUGUAUGUGCGCAUUAGCAUGGACUCUGUUCAGACAGAGCGCUCGUAGUUUUGACGGCAUGGUGGUUUUCCAGGUUCUUUUGGAGUCCGUGACCACUCAGCCUUUGUAUUUCUGUUACCAUUAGUGACAAAUCCUGUGGGACUUAAUCAAGUGAUUCUGAGUUUUCCGUGUUUUUUUUUUCUUUCUUUUCUUUUCUUUCCUAAUACUAAAGUAAGACACAAGAAGGUGAUGUAGAUAAAUGUCUGUGUGUGUUACUAGGUAACUAGGCGAUGUCAGUGCCAAACUCCACUGGGUGGUAACGUGCGUGUGGAUGUGCGUGUGGAUGCACAGAAGGGAACACUAGCUGUCUUUCCGCCAGUUUGCGGUGAGCACUGGAAAGCAGGCUAGGCUAGGCUGGUGUAGGGUAGCUGACGGUAUCAGUGUUAUAAAUCUGCUAACCCAUCGCAGUAAUUACGCUGACACACUAGCUCUAUGUACAGUAGGAAUAUAACACCAUUUUACCACGCCCACCACUGUAUUUAAAGGUCAGCCUUCAGGGUCAGGGUCAGGGUUAGGGUUAGGGGGGAAAACUGAACUGAAAAACCAUUAGCAACCCUUGAAUUAGCGGAUACAAUUCACACAUGCUCACACCGCUACCUGCUCCAGUCUCUGGGGGGCUAACCUGAGGGGGGAUAGCUUGUCUUUCCCCGCGUAUCCAUAAAUGAUACUGGUGUCAUGUCAUGAGAAAGAAACAAACAAACAAAAAAAAAGUAACAGAAAUUUGUCAUGGUGUCUUGAGAUCUACAGAUCUACUCUUCAUAACUCAUGUUAAUCCAUUAACGACUCUGAAGAACUUUUUCUUGUCUUUUAUUCAUUUGUUUCGGCCAGCGUUCAUCGCAUCACUGCUGCUAUCCAGAACCCCAAAGUGACCAAAAGCAGCAACGUUUCACCAAAUGUUUUUUUUUUUUUUUUUUUUAAUUUUAUUUUAGUAUUACUGACCUCCCACGGUGCUUUACAAAACAAAACUGCCCAAAUAUUUGGAUAGAAAACUGCACACUUGGCAAAAUGGGAGAGGUUUUUAUUUUGUUGUUGGUCCAGCAUUAAAGCACUUUAUAUCAGUCUGUGUUGAGCUAGUUCUAUCCUGGAGUUUCAUAUUCUACAUAUUCAUAACAUACAGAUUUUUUUUUUUUGUUUGUUUGUUUAACAAAAUAUUAAAAGAAUGAAUAUAAAACGUCCCACUGUUGUCGUCAUUUCCUGUAUUUAAAUAUGUGUUUACAUUUGAGUAUUAAAAGGCUAUUUGAGUCUG
Molecule: messenger RNA, 9054 nt
Organism: Chanos chanos (milkfish)
Lineage: Eukaryota; Metazoa; Chordata; Actinopteri; Gonorynchiformes; Chanidae
Product: phospholipid-transporting ATPase ABCA1
Exons: 49
Coding region: 115-6915 (2266 amino acids)
Biological process (GO): transmembrane transport; lipid transport
Cellular component (GO): intracellular membrane-bounded organelle; membrane
Molecular function (GO): ATP hydrolysis activity; ATP binding; lipid carrier activity
Source: RefSeq, a predicted model, not a curated record